This is a messenger RNA of Daldinia childiae, 1983 nucleotides long. RefSeq lists its product as uncharacterized. The record is from RefSeq and is a predicted model, not a curated record. The coding region runs from base 1 to 1983 and encodes 660 amino acids. The transcript has a single exon. NCBI's taxonomy places the organism in Eukaryota, Fungi, Ascomycota, Sordariomycetes, Xylariales, Hypoxylaceae.
AUGUUUCUUUCGACUUUACUCGGUGCUACGUCAGGGCGGAGGGGUUCCUUUAAAUCAAGCAGGUCCAAGCAAUCCCAACGUUCUCCUGAUGUCUCCCCGUCGCGUCCCCGAAACUUUACUUCCUCCACUCCCGAGUAUCUUUCCGAUGAGUCGCAAAUUCAACCUGCUAGCCAACCGCCGCCAGAUGUACUCGAUCUAAACCAGAACCUCGAAAGACUCGCAGCCCUCUUUCCCGAUAUCCAAGUCGAAGUCUUUAGGGAGAUGCUUGCAUCCUUUUCCGAAGAGUCGCGAUUAUUCAUCAUCACGGACAAGCUGUUAAAGAACCCUGGUGAAUUCGUCAAGGGGCGACGGAGAGCUAGCGAGCAUACCGGUUCGGACUCGAACGCUCCAGUCUCGCGAACCGAGGCAUUCAGAACGGCGGAAUACAAGAAGGCAGUUCGUACUUUAGCGGCGCAAGAGUUUAAGGGUCUACUAUCUAGAUCCUCGAUUGACGCAGUUUUAUCCGAGUUCAACUACUCGUAUCUCGACGCGCGACAGACCCUCGUGGAUCUAUCUUCCAAGACGUGGAAGUUCACUAUAUCUACCUUCCUCUUUCGUCGCAAGCCUGUGACCUCUGCUGAGGCCGAAACGCAUCCCCUUAUUAUAUGGAAAGCUGCGGACGAUGGGUUGAUGGUCCCGACUUUAAAGGCAACCGGUAGUGCCGAAUUGGAUAGAGAGCUGUUUGAAGAGUUGAUAAUGCCAUUAAAAGAACGCGAGCAGUUAUUGAGAGAGGAAAGAGACCGUGCUAUGGCCGUUUCCCUACUUACAGAGGACGCCGAAGCCCACGAAGCUAUGUUUGAGUGUGGUUGCUGUUAUUCGGAUGUGAUUUUCGAAGAGAUUACCACCUGUACUGCCGAAGGGCAUGUAGUUUGCUUCAACUGCGUUCGCCAUUCCAUCACCGAGGCGGUUUUUGGACAAGGAUGGCAACGUAGCAUCGAGAAGGAGACAGGUGCUCUUCGAUGCCCUGCUGUGGCGUCGGUAGAGUGCGAAAGCUGCGUAUCGCCCGAGCACAUCCAUCGAGCUAUGCAAGGGGAGAAAAAUGGAGAUGAGAUUAUACGCAAACUUGACCAACGACUAGCAGAGCAUGGUCUUUUGUCUAGUGGCUUGCCUUUGGUUCGAUGUCCCUUUUGCACAUACGCCGAAGUCGACGAUCUAUAUAUGCCAGCCAGCAUAUCUAGACCUAGGAUCCGUGUCAGCAAUAUUCCAAACUUUAUCAUCAUUUUCAUUUGCUUGAUCAUAUCUCCCCUUUUAUUUCCUAUUCUCAUAUUAGCGUUAGCCUUUGCCGUUUUGUGCUUGAAUCGUUCGUUUAGGGAUUAUAUGUCUUGUCAUUUAGGAGCGGCCGUCAUAAGGUACCAGCGUCGUCGUCGCGGGUUAAAAUUCAACUGCCAGAAUCCAACCUGCCGACGUUCGUCUUGUUUAUCAUGUUCGAAGGCAUGGGUGGAUGUUCACGUCUGCCACGAGUCGUCUCUUGUCGCCCUACGCACCCAAGUGGAACAGGCGAUGUCUAUGGCGAUUAAGCGUGUCUGCCCCCGAUGCAGCACCUCCUUCGUCAAGACGGCUGGAUGCAAUAAACUGACUUGUCCAUGUGGCUAUAAGAUGUGCUAUGUCUGUCGCAAAAAUAUCGGUACUCCAAAUGAGGGUUACCAGCAUUUUUGUCAACAUUUCAGGCCCGAGGGCGAUGGUCGACAAUGUGGCGAAUGUAGCAAGUGUAAUUUAUGGGAAGCCGAGAAUACCGAGGAAAUCCUUCGAAAAGCCAAGAUGGAAGCAGAACGGAAAUGGAGAGCAUCUGAGAGACGCGAACUGUCUGACGCAGAGAAGGCAUAUCUCGAAGAUGGUGUAGGCAGCUUUAGUCGAGACAAGAGUCUGACAUGGCUGCUUCCGGGCGGUAAGAUCCCGAGCAUUGAAGAGUUCUGUGAUUUUAUUAUAGAGACCUUGUUUAUAUAG